Molecule: messenger RNA, 696 nt
Organism: Paramuricea clavata
Lineage: Eukaryota; Metazoa; Cnidaria; Anthozoa; Malacalcyonacea; Plexauridae
Source: the annotation of a GenBank genome assembly
AUGACAACACCCAUCAUCCCCCACAAAGCCAAUAUGUAGGCCCCUCUGUCCAGCCUCAAAUUAAUCAAGAAAUCAAUGAGAGGAACCAUGCAUAUAGUAAUACGUUUGAUCAUCAACCCAGACCCCAGCGGGAACAGGCCGAACAGCAAUACAUUAGCAACAACAACGAUACGCAUCAGCUGCAGCAACAAUCACAUCAGCCACACCAUGAUCAGCAACAGCCACCUCAGCAGAAACAAGAUCAUCAACAGGGGCCUUACAAUGACACUUCACUACCCAAACAACCCCACCACCAUCCUAAAAAGCAUGCUGAAGAAGAUCUCACAAUUAUCCUAGGAGACUCUUUGACAAGAGGAAUCAAUACGAGGAACAUAAGAAGGUCAACCAGUAAAAAUGUAAUUAUCCGUACUUUUCCUGGGGCAACGGUUAAGGAUAUGGUAGAUUACAUUAAACCAUCCUUGCGUUUACAACCUGCCCAUAUUAUUAUCCACGUUGGGACCAACGAUUUGAAAUCAAGUGAGGUGAAAACGCUAACUGAAAACAUAUCCAAGCUCUGUGAUGAGAUCUAUAACUUCGAUCCCAAGAUCGACAUCACACUUUCACAAAUAAUAACUAGAACUGAUAGCCCUGGCAUUAACGAAAAGGUCGCCCAACUGAAUAACCUACUAAAGGGUCUCUGUGAAGCAAGAAACUUGG